This is a messenger RNA of Musa acuminata subsp. malaccensis (wild Malaysian banana), 1195 nucleotides long. RefSeq lists its product as uncharacterized. NCBI's taxonomy places the organism in Eukaryota, Viridiplantae, Streptophyta, Magnoliopsida, Zingiberales, Musaceae. Gene Ontology annotation, molecular function: zinc ion binding; nucleic acid binding. The record is from RefSeq and is a predicted model, not a curated record.
GUUCCCACCUCAUCAUUAAGACGUGCCUUCGUCGUUUUCAAAGAGCCUUCCGCUUCCGGAGGCGCGGGUUCUCUAGGGUUUCAUCUUGCCCUUGUCGUCGUGCAGGACAUCUGGAGUUCCAGAUUUUCUAGUUAUAACACUGCUAAAUAUGUCAAGUAAAAAGGAAGAGAAAGCUCAGGUUGCAGCUGAUCGUAUAAAAGCAGCAGCGCUAUCAGCUGCAAAAGGUCUUAGUCGAGCUCAAGCUGAGCGGGCCGCUGCCGCUGCAGCUCGAAAUGUGAAUGCUUAUGGUCAAAAGGAAGAAGGACCAAGCCGAUGGCAAGAGAGGAAGGAAGCAAAGCGCCAAAUGUACUUGAUGAGUACAGAGAAAGCUGUCAGAUUGGGUGAGAGGAAGGAUCUCAAGUCUUGUGUUUCCUCUUCUGGUGGCACGUCCCAGUGUCAAAAGUGUUAUCAGGUUGGCCAUUGGACUUAUGAAUGCAAGAAUGAACGUGUCUACAUCUCACGGCCCUCAAGAACUCAGCAGCUCAAAAACCCCAAGUUGAAGAUGACCCCCUCGGUGUCAUAUGAAUCAGACGACCCUGACAUCGUGAAGGAAGUAAGGGAUGAAAGACACAACAAGAAAGAUGUAGGGAAGAAGAGUAGCACAAAGAGCAAGAGAAAGCACAGAUCUGGUACUGAUUCGGAGGAGGACAGUAGUGAGGCUUCUUCUGUGUUUGAAACAGAGAGUGAGUCUAGCUAUAGUUACAGUUCAUCUGAUUCGGAGGAAAGGAGGCGACGAAAAAAGAAGCUUAAGAAAAGGAAACAUAGAAGGUACAGCUCGUCCUCUGAUUCUUCCGAGUCUGAAUCAGCUUCGGAUAGUGAUUCUGAUGAAAAGAGCAAAAGGAAGAAGAGCCGACAGCACACCCGCAAACGGUAGGCUGAUUUCAGAGAAAUGCUCUGUUUGGCUAUUAUUCAACGUUUACUAAUUCUUAUUUGUGACUGCUCUGACCUAAUCCAACCUUUCCCUGGUGGUGGUUAUCGGUUUAGGUUAUGCUUGUUUCCUCUGGUAAUGCUUAGGUAAAUGUUCAAUGCUUUUUAUGCGUGGCUAGUUAGUUGAAUCUUUGAAUUUCUUUUACUUUAAUUCCUUAUGAUGGAAAUAAGGAAUGUACUGAACUCUAGGUGUGUAUUUUAAAGUCGUGAUACUUUUUUUUUAUUUUUC